UGCAUCCAAUCGUACUCGUGGUGGCAUUGUAAGCCGCCGCGGAGCAUGCCCAUCACGCGUCACGCGCUAGCUAUCGCCCUGCCGCUACGUAUGUUACCGCGUGUUGCGCCAGUCAUGUCGGUGCAGAAUUUGUGCAUGUAGAACAUGUAUGUUAAAUCAUGACACAGAGAAACGGUCCAGGAAUGUUCAAAGUAGAGCCGUACUACGAGUUUAAUCGCAUCCCUGUCGAUCUUCCUUCGUGUAUGUUUAAAAUGGCAAGCUACCACGAGCAAUUAGGGAAAAAACAGGAUCACCACUUAGACCCCAAACUCAUCGAGCUAGAGCGCCGUCAGGAACACAUCCUGCAAGAGUUGAAAGCCCUGGAAAAUGAUGUUGCUACCCUUGCAAGCAAAUUCAAGCCAUCAGUUGAUGUUUCAGUUGUUGGGCAGAAAGGCACAGAUUUGGGAAGCACAAUCCAUGACAUUGUGGUCCAUGCCAACCCAGCACAACCCCCACUGUCGCUGAUGGUGCUGUAUGAGAUGCUGAAACUGCACUUCAGUUGCAGGUCUGAGGUUCACAUCCACUCGUCGGUGAAGUCCCUGCCGGACCAGCUGUUGACCUGUCUUGGGAACGGGGUGGAGCUGGCCCGAGGCGAGGCCCAGAUAUCCCUGACACUUAUCUGGAAAGAUGUCUCCCAUGGUCCAGUUCUGAUGGUUGCAGUGCCCUCACAGUCACCCAUCUAUGGAGAGGCCAACGUUGCCCGCUAUGUGGCCCGCCUCCUCAACCCGAGUUACGACACGAUGGACAUCGUCAGCGCGACCUCCGUGGACAACUGGCUGGAUCUGGCAACCAACAUGUUCCUCAAAGGCAACUCAAAGGAGAAAUCAGCCAGCAUGCGCUCGCUCAACUCCAGACUGGGCAAAUGCGAUUGGCUGGUGGGGUCCUCGGUAUCCAUAGCAGAUGCUGUCUGUUGGAGUGCUGUGCAGAGUGCAGGGCAGGCAGCCAGUGCACCGGCUAAUGUACAGAAAUGGUUGAAGGCAUGCGCCACUCAUGACUUGUUCGAGAUGGCGUCAGGACUCUUAUCAGCAUAACUUGGCUGUCAUGCAUGCAGAACUGAUGCUGAAUUAUGGACUGGAGACUAGACAGUUCCACUGAGUUUCUUUUGCGAAUUUCCGUUAUUGCUCUUGUAGUCCUGGUUUUUUUGGUUGUAAGUUCUUGAGAAUUCACAGUGCUUUGAUGCCGAAUGCUGUGAAGCAGAGAUUUAACCUUGUAUUAGCCUCUACCAGCAUGUGUUUGCCUACUACACGUUACAUUGGUUGCUAAUACCGACUAAUAGAGUAAAUCUGGGGUCAACAUGAUUUCUGGUCCCUGAAGUAACAAAAGACACCUCUUCCUUUAUUCAUUAAGAGUAACAUAGCUCUUACAAUUCAAAACAAUAACCUGUCAAGUGCCUUUUUUUCAUAGAAAUUUGUUUUUCUUGCUUGUUUCUAUAAAUGUGUUUGAGCAAGACAGCCUCAACUGGUGUAUUCACUCAUUAGUUUCUGAACACACAUUGUAACUUGCUUUGUCUUUACUACUUAAUCAGGAGUACACAUUGUUACACAAGGAGUUCUGCAUCAUGUCACAAAUAAAUAUUUCCUCGUUUUUAAUUUUAA
Acanthaster planci (crown-of-thorns starfish) is the source of this 1634-nucleotide messenger RNA. It is a transcript of the gene aimp2, whose product is annotated as aminoacyl tRNA synthetase complex interacting multifunctional protein 2. Gene Ontology annotation, cellular component: aminoacyl-tRNA synthetase multienzyme complex. The record is from RefSeq and is a predicted model, not a curated record. Lineage: Eukaryota; Metazoa; Echinodermata; Asteroidea; Valvatida; Acanthasteridae.